GCCGCUCAUCUGCUGCCCGCGCCGCCUUGCGUUGGUCACAUCUGACGCCGACAACAAGCAAGAAUCGUCCGUUCGUCGACGAAACAGCCACCCGAGCGAGGCCACCUUGACUGGAAGCGAAACGAGUACCAUUCGCCAUGUCCACAUCCCACUCUGGUAGCGAUUCGGAUUGCUAUUCAAGCGGAUACAGUGAUUCGGAUGAUGACGUUGUAGAACGCAAGAAGGCUAUUCCUCGCGUCCUUGCAAAUUACUACCUCGAACAGGUCCUUGGAUCAGGCUACUCUGGCUCUAUCUACAGGGCGAAGCAUCUACAUACCGGAAAAGUUGUAGCCCUCAAAGUCCAAGAUGUCGACCACGAAUGUCCAACAAAUCGAUACGAACGCUACCUCUACCCAUAUUUGCAGGGAGGGAAGGGGAUGCCGACACUGUGGGCCGCUGGGAUGCAGGGAGGCUGGGAUUACCUUGCCAUUGAUCUUCUGGGUCCAAGUUUGGAUAACCUUUUCAGACAGACUGGAAAGGAUACCAUGGAUCUAGGCAGCGUUUGUUCAAUCGCCAUGCAACUCAUCGCCCGAUUACAAUUCAUGCACACAAGAGGUGUCCUUCAUCGAGAUAUUCAACUCGGAAACUGUGUCAUUGGCCUUCCACCCAACGACAAGACGAUUUACAUGAUUGAUUUCGGGUUUUCGAAACAGUAUAUUGACCCGCACACUAAACGCCACAUCACCGACAGUCGGUCGAAGCGGAGCUUUAUUGGCAAUUACUGGUUCAGUUCAGUCAACGUCCAUUGCAGAGGCCGAGUACCGUCACGGCGAGAUGACCUCGAGGCAGCGGCCCUGAUGCUUAUCCAUCUCCUAACACCAAGAGGGCUGACCUGGACACGCAACGGCAUCCCUAAAACUGAUGAAGCACACGAUGCGUUGAUGGAUGAAAAACGCGCAGCCAGGCCUGAAGAUCUAUGUCGAGGCCUACCGGUCGAGUUCGAAGACUUCCUUCGGUACACGCGCAAACUCAAGUUUGAACAAUGUCCCGACUACGAAACUUGGAUAGAGAACUUCAGACAGCUGAAGGUAGAGAGUGGCUAUUCUCCGAGUGAGGAUCUGGUUUGGCCGCCACAACCUCCACAAAUGCGCAAACCGGUUACCAUUCACACCCCACUCCGUAUUCGCGUGCCCGGUGCGGUGCAUCGAGAUGAGAUGGAGGGUAUCCUUAAUGGAUUAACCAAUCUCAACCUUCAGGCUGCCAGGCCUGUUUUGGGAGAUCGGACCAACGUGGUUCCCCGCACAUUACUGCUAUCGAAGGAGAAGCCGGUAGCCACGGUUAAUGUUAGCAGUGGCUCAGAGGAGAACAAAUCGGCGCUUCCCCAACGUCGCUACGCCAAACCGAAGGCAAUGAUAUUGUUGGACCUGGCAAAGAAGGCGUCAACCGCUACCGACAAUGCUUCACUAGCUCGACUGGUGAAGGAGUUUGUCAAGGCGUUGCAGAUGAACAGUUCGAGAACGUUGACCAAGGAGGGAUCCCAGUUCCUCGAUGUGCUGUACAAGCAAUUGGACGAUCCUUCGGUGUUCAUCCCUCCAAAGCGGCCAAGCCGAGGAAGGUCUACUAUUGAGCAGCAGCAGCAGGAACCAGCUCGCGCCAAGUUUGGGGUUAUAGCGCGACUCCGCUAUGAAGUCAAGUCUGCACCAAGCAACAAGGCCCUUGGGAGCCUCGUGUCGGAUUUCGCGAAGGUGACGAACAAAUGUGUUGGAAGAACCAUUACAAAAGAUGGCUUCGUGUUCCUUGAAGGCGUGGCAGAACGACUCGCUGCUCUCGGUCGCUAA
Molecule: messenger RNA, 1817 nt
Organism: Coprinopsis cinerea okayama7#130
Lineage: Eukaryota; Fungi; Basidiomycota; Agaricomycetes; Agaricales; Psathyrellaceae
Product: CK1/CK1 protein kinase
Exons: 8
Coding region: 138-1817 (559 amino acids)
Biological process (GO): signal transduction; peptidyl-serine phosphorylation; endocytosis
Cellular component (GO): cytoplasm; nucleus
Molecular function (GO): protein serine/threonine kinase activity; ATP binding
Source: RefSeq, a predicted model, not a curated record